GCACACAGCGCACUCUAUGCCCCUCCCUUUCCCGCUUGCUUGCUCCUUUCUCUCUUGAGUACUCGAGUACCUCUGCUUCAAAGGACCGAUCUUCAUUCACUGUACGAUGUCGACCGUAACGAAAAUCAUGCGCCCAAGUGGCAUGACCACAAAAACACUCAAAAGCUCAUGCCGUACCAUUAGUACUUCAUGCAGAAGUACGCUGGUGCGAGUCCAAAGCACUACAGCCCAAAGGCAGACAAGGACACUGCACUCUGCGACGAGUUGGGCAUCUGCGGCUGCCGCAGCCCUCAAGCGGACGUAUUUACCGCCGGAGUCGUCCACUCCUGCUAAUGGUGCCCCGACAGCGCGGAGCCAGGACCUCCCUGUGAGCAGGAUCGACGAGCGGAAGGUCGUCGUUGGGUUUGAUAUCGGAGAGUGGGCUAAAUUCCACCAUGUGUGGCUCCGGGACCACUGCCGGUGUCCCGAAUGCUUCCACCCUGUGACGAAACAGCGUCUUCUCAACACUUUCGAUAUUCCCCCGGAUAUCAAGCCGGCAAAAGUCGAAUCCAAACCCGACGGCCUUGAAGUCCACUGGCCAUCUUCGAUCCCACAUACUUCCUUCUAUCCCUGGGACUGGUUACGGCGACACUCCUAUGACCCACCACUCCCCCGGCACGAGUCUAGCUCAGAAGAAAUUCUCUGGUGCUCCAAAAUUCAGCAGGCACCCCCCACGGUCUCAUAUGAGGAAGUCAUGUCGCCCGAUGAGAGAGGGCUUUACAAAUGGUUAACGAACGUUGACAAGUUUGGCUUCUCGUUCGUCUCCGGUGUACCUGCUACAACUGAAGCGACAGAAGAGCUUUCAACGCAGAUUGGUUUCAGCCGAGAAACUCAGUAUGGCAAAUUCUGGGACUUCACGGCAGAUCUUGCGAGGGGUGACACUGCCUAUACGAACUUGGCCCUCGGUGCUCAUACUGAUAAUACCUAUUUUACUGACCCCUGUGGUCUCCAACUUUUCCAUCUUCUUGAACACACUGGCGGCACCGGCGGCGCUACACUGCUUGUCGAUGGCUUUUACGUCGCUUCCAUCUUGAAGGAGCUGUAUCCUAAGGCAUACGACACCCUCUCGCGCAUCGGCGUCCCCGCCCACGCUGCUGGCGAGCCCGGCUCAGUAUACACGUUGUUCCCUGUGACAGGCUACCCCAUCCUCCGGCACCAUGGUGAUGAACUUGUGCAAGUGCGAUGGAAUAAUGACGACCGGAGCACGAUGGACCACUUGACGGCGAGCGAGAUGGACGAGUGGUACGAUGCGAUACGACUUUGGCACAAGCUCCUCACAAGUGCGGACUCGGAGUACUGGGUGCAGUUGUCGCCCGGUACCGCCGUAGUUGUAAACAAUCAUCGAGUCCUGCAUGGCCGCUCUGCAUUCACAGGCAAGCGUCGCUUGUGCGGCGCAUACAUCGGCCUUGACGAGUACCGCUCUAAGCUUGCGGUCCUGAAAGAGAGAUUUUCUGAUCAAGAUCCUGCUUCGCUCUCCGCCGUUAUCCUACCACCAAAGGAACGGAGUGUAUGGAGCCCGCUCUUGUAGGCCCAGGUACCACUGUAGAUGCUGCUGGCGGGGGAUGUCUUUCGUGUUUCAAAACUUUAUGGUGCUUUACAUUAUUGCUCUGACCAUGUUCUCUUUCGUGCUCGCUUUGCCGACGUCUGUAUACUACGAACACUGCUCUUCUGCACAAACAAACUAGCCAUCUCUGGUCGCUAAUCCUACACUACUUCUGGGAUUAGA
This is a messenger RNA of Phanerochaete carnosa HHB-10118-sp, 1765 nucleotides long. RefSeq lists its product as uncharacterized. Bases 107 to 1567 code for a protein of 486 amino acids. NCBI's taxonomy places the organism in Eukaryota, Fungi, Basidiomycota, Agaricomycetes, Polyporales, Phanerochaetaceae. Gene Ontology annotation, cellular component: mitochondrion. Gene Ontology annotation, biological process: carnitine biosynthetic process. Gene Ontology annotation, molecular function: trimethyllysine dioxygenase activity; iron ion binding. The transcript has 11 exons. The record is from RefSeq and is a predicted model, not a curated record.